Molecule: messenger RNA, 1061 nt
Organism: Xenopus laevis (African clawed frog)
Lineage: Eukaryota; Metazoa; Chordata; Amphibia; Anura; Pipidae
Gene: polr2f.S
Product: polymerase (RNA) II subunit F S homeolog
Biological process (GO): transcription by RNA polymerase I; DNA-templated transcription; transcription by RNA polymerase II
Cellular component (GO): RNA polymerase I complex; RNA polymerase III complex; nucleus
Molecular function (GO): DNA-directed RNA polymerase activity; DNA binding
Source: RefSeq, marked provisional
GCGUGUGGUGGAAGUUAGAUUGUGAGUAGGUUUUAUUCGGUACCUGGGCCGGAAUUCGCCGCCAUGUCGGACAACGAGGACAACUUUGAUGGAGAUGAUUUUGAUGAUGUAGAAGAGGAUGAGGGGCUUGAUGAUUUGGACAAUGCAGAAGAGGAGGACCGGGAGAAUGUGGCAAUUCUGCCAGCUGGGGAAGGUCAGCAGGCCAACCAGAAACGCAUCACCACCAAUUACAUGACCAAAUACGAGCGGGCCCGUGUGUUGGGAACCCGUGCCCUGCAAAUAGCGAUGUGCGCCCCUGUCAUGGUGGAACUUGAAGGAGAAACCGACCCCCUUCUCAUUGCCAUGAAGGAACUCAAAGCCAGAAAGAUCCCUAUAAUCAUCAGACGUUACCUUCCGGAUGGCAGUUAUGAGGAUUGGGGGGUGGAUGAACUCAUCAUAACCGACUAAGACCAGAUGUCAAUCCUUGACUUCCAAACCUGAAAUCUUUGACACCAGUUUUAUUCUAUUUUGUCUUGCUGUACAGAAUUAUUCUAAUGUAAAUGCUUUAUUUAAUAAAAACCAAGCAAGUCUGCUGCAAAAUGCAAUUCAAUUCGUAAGAAAAAGACAUAUAGGCCAUUUAGUGGCUAGGAAAAUUGGUCCGACAGGAAAAAUUAUGAAGCUCCAUGAAAAGAGAAGAAAUAGUAUGCACCUGUUGAUUCCAAAAUUUUUCUAAACCUCCCCCAUCAUCUACCUGUUUUAUUUAUUUAUUUUUUUUUUUGGUAGAACAGGGGAUCCAUUGUAUGCCAGUGUCUCUGCACCUGUUGCUAUGGAAAUGUCCAUGGAGGGGGACACCUUUCUCAGGAGUAUCAAAAACCAAGAUGAAUCCCACUCUUUGUUUGUCCAAAAAUGCGCUCGGCUGCUUUUACGUUCCUGCCACACCUGGGGAACAAGCUAUCCCUGAUCCAGGUGCUACAUUACCGAUGACCACUACCUCUAAAUAUUCCUCACACUGAUAUUUCAUCUUAACAAUAGACCUUUAAAUCUGACUUCUAAUAAAAACUUCUGACUAUAGUAAACAUUAA